This is a messenger RNA of Branchiostoma floridae (Florida lancelet), 2352 nucleotides long. RefSeq names its product XK-related protein 6-like. The record is from RefSeq and is a predicted model, not a curated record. Gene Ontology annotation, biological process: apoptotic process involved in development; phosphatidylserine exposure on apoptotic cell surface; engulfment of apoptotic cell. The transcript has a single exon. Lineage: Eukaryota; Metazoa; Chordata; Leptocardii; Amphioxiformes; Branchiostomatidae. Gene Ontology annotation, cellular component: plasma membrane. Bases 51 to 1280 code for a protein of 409 amino acids.
UCUCUUCGCCACCUCCUUCGUCUACCAACACCAAAAAAGGCGAGAAAACUAUGGCGGAAACAGCUGACCAGUCGACGGUUACUGCUCCAUCAGUGCCUAACGAACACGGUAGUAGUCAAGAAGAAGAUAAGACUGAUCAAGCAAGUUGCCUCGGGUCAAUCUGGAACUCCAAGCCUGUGCAAAUAUUUCGCUUUGUGCUGUUCCCACUGGGCCUGUACCUGUCUGAUGUCAUUACAGACUUGAUGCUGGCAGUUCAGUACUAUAACAGCGGGGAUCGUGGCUGGUUUGGCUGGACACUAGGGUUCGUGAUUGUAUCAUCAAUUAUGACAAGUAUGGCGACAACAGAUUAUUUUUUCGAUAAAAUCCAUGAAGAUGAAAGAACUGAUGAUGAUGAUAACGAUGAUAUUGAUACAUUUACAUGUAGUGUUAAAACGGUAGCUCGAAUACUGCAGUUAGGCGUGUUAUUUCGGUAUUUCGAUCUCUUCUGCCUAAUAUUGAGGGGUGUAGAUGUGGAAAAACAAGUGGAGAACGGCUUUUCCUUUAUACACUAUGUAGAAACCCUGAUUGAGAGCAUCCCUCAACUGUAUCUACAGAUAUACAUUAUUGGCUCCACGGGUGAACAGGUCAGUGUUCUGAAAAUAAUCUCCAUGGUGAUAUCUCUGCUAUCAGCAGUGAAGACUGUGGUUGCAAGAUAUCACAUGAGUAGGAUAGACAAAAAUCAGAUGUCUACAUGUCGAUAUACGUUACAGUUUCUUUUCAGAGUUUUAUGGAGAUCGACAGAAUUGAGCUCUCGUGUACUGGCCGUGGGACUGUUUGUGGGUGCCUUCAGAGCAUGGGCUGUCAUUCCGAUUGUAGGGCAUUUCCUGAUAAUGGCAGCGGCCUUUGUGUAUGUUGCACUGAGCAAAGGCAACGAUGCCUAUAAAUCAAUUGGUAUUUCUAAUACAAUUGUGAAUAUUGUCGUUGAAACCUUCAGUGUGUUAGUUAUUUCAUACCUCGACACCAUCACACUUUGGCUGCACACAAUGCUGACGUUGCUAAGUAACAUCGCCAUGGUGACAGUCUGGUACAACCUGAGGACAGAACAGGACUUCAACUGGUUUCAUAUGGGGGUCCUGGUGAGUGUAGUCGCGGGGUCUGUUGUGUCGGCUGUGUGUUGUUUUAUCUUUAUGGUGUUGAAAGGGAGGAUAGAGUCUCUGAAAUUCUGUUGUGAUAAACCAUCAGAUCAGGAGGAAUUGACUGCUACGAAUCUUGGAACACCUACAGAGAUAAACAGUGUGUAGAACCUCCCUGGUCCACAUUUCCAUUGCCAAAAGAUGCUUAGAAAGCACUCAACAACAUUGCUUUGAACAGUAUAGUGUCUAGACAUGUGUAUCAACAUGCAGAUCUACCAAAUGAAACACUUAACAGUCCACGGAAAAAAAAUCAAAAUCCCGAUUAGAGAAAAAUACGCUAGAUCUAUCUUCAAAUAGGUAUGGGACCUAAAGUUACAUAGUCAGUAAAAGCUCUUGUACUGUGGUAUUGUACUGCUAAUUUGUAACCUAUGAUUGUUAUUAUAUGACCAUGAAUAAUCCACUGUUAGUGACGUUAUGGUUUUGUAAUGACUAUUGUGUAACUAUUUGUCCUGUUGGUACUGAUUUCUAGAUUUAUAUUGAGUACUGUUAAGUAAAAAAAGUCACGCAAACUUAACAGAUGUAGCUUCCAAGGCCAUAUUGACCCAUCCUGUGAGUACUCAAGUACGCUCAGUUGAGUGUUGUUAAACAUGGACAUUGGAAUAUUCCUUGUACAGCAUGCAUGUUACGUGAUCCAAUUGAUAAAUGAUCUUUAUCUAAACUGACAUGUGGCAAAAAAUUCUAUAAACUUUAUUGCUUGUUGCGUCAAUGACAGUACAAUCAACCAAUUUACGUGUACAUUUUGAUAUUGUAGGUGAUGCUCUAUAGGUCGGGCUUACAACAUUGUGUAUGACAAUUUGUAAAUAGAAAAUAAAACCUACACAUUAUUACUGGAUACUAGAAAUGUUACAAAUUCUUUUUGCCAUAACAUGUAAAAGAAAGUGUGAGAUAUCCGAUAUCAAUGAAAUUGGACAACAAAACAGGACACAAACCAUAUGGUGAUAUUGGGCAAGCUUGCCUCCAUUGAAAACAAAUGCAUGAUUUGUAUCAAUGUUUGUUUAUGUAAAACAAUUCUGUAUAUGCUUUUGGUUGAAUAUAUUUUCAAUAUUUUGCAGACUUAGUAUUUCACCUGUUGUAAAAGAAAGAAGGUCUUCAAAUAUUAUUGAAUAUGGACUGGAGAUAUGAAAGGUAUUAUUAAAGACUUGGUCCUACAUUAACAAUGUACGUGUAAAUGGUUGAUCAG